Molecule: messenger RNA, 8159 nt
Organism: Mobula hypostoma (lesser devil ray)
Lineage: Eukaryota; Metazoa; Chordata; Chondrichthyes; Myliobatiformes; Myliobatidae
Product: dual specificity testis-specific protein kinase 2-like
Exons: 10
Coding region: 1464-3893 (809 amino acids)
Biological process (GO): actin cytoskeleton organization; protein phosphorylation; positive regulation of stress fiber assembly
Cellular component (GO): nucleus; cytoplasm
Molecular function (GO): ATP binding; protein serine/threonine kinase activity
Source: RefSeq, a predicted model, not a curated record
UCGGCGUGCGCAGGGCGGCAGCUCCGUGAUCCCGAGAGCGGGUGGCGCUGCAGGCGGAGCCCGGGAGGAGAGGGUGGGGACGACAGCGGGAGGCCUGACCCGUCCGGAGCUGGAGCAAAGCGGGCUGCGGAGAUACUGGCGGCAGAGCCCGGGCGGAUAAACCGGGAUCGGACCGGGAGCCGGGGAGCAGUUAAACCGGGAUCAGGCCAGGAAUAAGACCGGGAUCAGAUCGGGAGCCGCUAGACCUGGAUCAGACCAGGACUGGAUAGACUGGGAUCAGGGGAAACUGGGAUCAGAACAGGAGUAAAUAAACUGGAAUUAGACCAGGAACAGAGGAGACAGACCGAGAUCGGAUCAGGAACAUACACCGGGAAUGGAUCAAGAGCCAGUAGGGGAAACUGGGAUCAGACCAGGAGCAGAUAGACUGGGAUUACAUAGGGAAUAAGGAGGAGACAGUCAGGAAUGGGGAGCAGUUAAACAGGGAUCAGACCAGGAAUCAUGAUGGGAUAGAUUGAGAUCAGACCAUGAGCCGGCAGAGGACACUCGGUUCGGGCUAGGAAUAGGGAACAGUUAAUUUGGGAUCAAACCAGGAGCAGUUAAACUCGGAUCAGACCAGGAGUUAGGAGCAGGUGGACCAGGAUCAAAUCGGAAGGCAGCUGAGAAAACCAGGAGUCAGGAGCAGGCAGGGCGGGAUCAGACCAGGAGCAGUUUAAUCAGGAGUAGGCUGAGUGGUAUUGGGACCCGAGCGGGGGACUGGGUUGGACCCGGAGUCUGUUUUGAUCGCUCUGUUUCUCUACCACGUUGAAGGGCGGGGUCCUUCCCUAACAGUGCCAGUCCCGGGCGCCAGCAUUGCUUUGCGUUGCCCAGACUGUGCCCAGAGGAUGCGAGUCCAUGGACAGUGAACUCUCUUGGCCUUCUCCCUGGUGAGAGGUGUUUAUUGAUCCAAGUUCAGGACAUCUACUGCUCUUCAGUUUGAGGGCUUGAAGAUUGACUGGACUUUCGCUUGAUACAAUCUUACCAAUUCACCAUUAUUGGAUUAUGUAUUGAUCACGACCAGGUUAUUGAUGAAUGGACCAUCGUUUUACUGAUUUAUCAAUAUUGGAUUAUUGAUGAACCAUUGCUGGGCCACAGAUUGAUCAGAAUUGGAUUAUCAAUUAACCAGUGGUGGAUUGUUGAUUGACUGAUGGAUUAUUAUCUGUUAUUGGGUAACUAAAUGAUUUGUAAACCAAUCCAGGCCAGUCCUGGAUAAUUAUCUGCUGCCUGUCUUCUGUCGCCUGUGAAUGGCCCUGCUGAUACGGAGGAUGCCCAGAGUGGAUCUAAUCUCUGGCUUGAUGGUGUGAAGACUCUUCUCUAAGCUUACGGGAACGCCCCUUUUCCCUCCCACCACCCUGUCGACAGCCAGAGGAAGAUGUAAAUCGUGGUUGGAUUGAGUUUGGGUGGGAGGGGGUUCACCUUUGCGGAAAAUGUCGCGGGAGCCAGCCCUCCGAUUGGACUUGUCCAGUGACGUCCUGGUACCUGACUGUGGACCUCACUCGGCUCCCGCGUCGGGCUCGAUGUCCGGGUGCAAUUGCCUCCGCCCCUCGUCGUACAGGGCCCUCCGUAGUGCUGUCUCCACCCUGGCCAGGAUUGACGACUUCUACUGCGAGAAGAUCGGAUCUGGAUUCUUCUCUGAGGUGUUCAAGGUUCAGCACCGGAUGUCUGGGCAGGUGAUGGUCCUCAAGAUGAACAAGUUACCGAGCAACCGCGCCAACAUGCUGCGCGAGGUGCAGCUGAUGAACCGCCUCUCCCACCCCAACAUCCUGCGGUUCAUGGGUGUGUGUGUCCACGAGGGCCAGCUACAUGCUCUGACGGAGUACAUUAACGGAGGAAGCCUGGAGCAGGUUCUGGGCAGCAAGGAGCACCUGCCCUGGUUGGUCCGAAUCAGGUUGGCACUGGACAUUGCAAAGGGCCUCUGCUACCUGCAUUCCAAGGGAAUCUUCCAUCGGGACCUUACAUCCAAGAACUGCCUGGUAAAGUGCGAGGAGAAGUCCUACACUGCCGUGGUGGGAGACUUUGGGCUUUCUGAGAAGAUUCCAAACUACAGUGGUGAUGGGGAGAAGGUGCCUCUGGGCGUGGUUGGAUCACCAUACUGGAUGGCACCGGAGGUUCUGAGAGGAGAGCUGUACGACGAAAAGACAGAUGUCUUCGCUUACGGCAUUAUCCUGUGCGAGAUCAUCGCCCGAAUACCAGCUGAUCCGGACUACAUGCCCCGCACCGAGAACUUUGGCCUGGAUGUGAAAACUUUCCAGAAGAUGGUGGGAGACUGUCCCCCUGUGUUCCUGGACCUGGCAGUCCUCUGCUGCAAUUUGGAUUCCACCAAAAGGCCAUCCUUUAAAGAGGUUGUUCAAAGACUUGAGGUGAUACUGGAAGAGAAGCUGUACGAGAACACAGCUCCAGUCAUUGACACUGCAAGAGAUCAUCAUAUAACAGUUGAAGUGUCAAGAGUGCCUAAUGGAGGAGAAGGCCAGUGCCAGGAAGCAGCCCGGAGCGGCAGUGGAGGGCGUCUCCGGGGCACCAGCGACAGCCUGCGGAUCCAGUGCGAGCCCCGGCUGUCACGCAGCCACUCGGACAUGCUGUCGCCGACCGGCGAGAUGCCAGGGCUGCGAGCCCGGUUUAAUCCGUUCUCGGGCCGGGAGGACCUGAAGGGCGGCAAGAUCAAGCUGUACGACUCGCCCAGCAAGUCGGUCAUCUCGCUGACCUUCGAGCUGCCGCCGGCCGCCGCCUGCCACGUCCCCAUGCCCACCACCCCCGAGCCGCUGACGGGGGCGGGCCGCGGCCUGCCCGCCCUGCUGCUGCCGGCCCGACGCUGCUACUCACUGCCCUCGUCGCCCGUGCUCAGCCGCGGGUCGCACUUCUUCCGCCAGGCCGGGCCGCUGUGCCGCCUCGGACUGGAGUCGGACGACAGCGACCAGGAGGAAGAGCAGGCAGCGGCCGAGACUCAUGGGCCCUCCGCCGGGUACGGGGGAGCCAGUGGGCCCUCCGGCUCUCCAGAACUCCACCAAGAAUCCGCCUCGGACGGCAGGCCGUGCGGCGGCGGCGCAGCAAACGUUGUGACGGUCAGCGAGCCGAUCCCACCCUCGGGAGGAGACCGGGCCACCAGGCAACAUGGGCCGGGCUCCGGCACCGCGCAUGCGUCGUCAUUAACAGUCGCAGCGCAGGGGACCGGACUGAUAGAUAAUACGCAUGCGGAGUCGUUUACAGAGCCGGCGCGGAGGGCCGGAUUGACGGAUAGUACGCAUGCGGAGGCGUUGACAGUCCCGGCGCAGGGUGCGGGGUUGAUGGAGAGUGUGCGUGCCCUCACGACAGCCUCCCAGUCGUCGAAUAGUACUCACGCUUCCACGGUUCCCGCACGAGGCACUGGGUUGACGGACAGUACCCACGCGGCGAUGACAAAGUUAUCCGUGAGAGAAAUCGGGUUGACGGACAGUGCGCGUGCGCCAGUCUCUGCCAAAGGGACGUGGUCGUCAGAAAGCGCGCAUGCCCCAGCAUCAACGGUCGGGCUGUCGGACAGUGCGCAUGCGCUGACGGCCCCUUCGCCGGGGAAUGAGAUUGCGCAGGUGCCGGUGCUGACGGUUACAGCGCCGGGUCGGGGUCGGUCAGCUAGUGCGCAAGCGCCGGUGUCGAUGAUCGACGUCAGCGUGGGGCAGCCGCGUGGUGAGGUCGCGCAUGCGUCCGAUGUUCCGCUGGUGUGUGAUGGCGGGUCCGAGUCGGACGAGCCGGUGUCGUGCCCGGGCUGCUGCCUACCGGGCUUCGCCUUCUUCCCGCCUGUGUGCAUGCGGCCGUCCCGACCGGCCCGCUACCGCAGCCUGAGUUACCCUUCUGAGCAGGGCCCGCGACACAUUCCGCAGGCCUAACCUUGUCCCGAGAGUGGCCCUGACCUCAUCCCGGCCAACCCUCCACCCUCAAGAGAUCAAUCUCACCCGUUGCCAACCUCCACCCCAAGGAGACACGCACACAACCCCCAAACCGACUUCCUCCCCAUGGGAAUGCCUCACCAACCAUCCAAUGGAGACUUCCCAACCAACCUCUCCAUGGCAAUCCUCCUCCAACCAUCCAAUGGAGACUUCCCAACCAACCUCCGCCCCCCCAUGGGAAUGCUCCCCCAACCAUUCAAUGGGGACUUCCCAAUCAACCCCCCCCCCCAUGGGAAUGCUCCUCCAACCAUCCAGUGGGGAGUUCCCAACCAACCUCCCCACGGGCAUGCUUCCCCCACCACCGACCUUCUCGCAGAGACGCUUGCCAACCAUCCUCCCUAAUGGAGUGCUCCCCCACCCGCCACCGAACUCCGCUGUAUUCCCCACAUCCCAGUCCCUUUUCUGACCCAUGGGGAAUCCCACCCUCCUCCCAAGGACACCCUUCCACUCACCAAACACCUCCUACAGAAACCCGUCUGCACUGCCAACUCAGUUCUCCUGUUUGAUCUCUUCAUUUCCCCAUCUCCCCCACACCCCCAGUUAGACAUCAGGCUGACUUUGGCCUUGUAUAUAAGCGCAUGGCUGCUUUGGUUCAAAAGAUUUUAGUUAGAUCUCGAAAGUUCCUUGUAUUAAUCAUUUCUCUUAUGAUUUUUUAACACAGAGAGAGGGUUGGUUAGUGUGGUACAUUCAGGUGGUGCCUUUAACAAUACCUGGUGCAAUAUUUUGUCCUUGAGUGGGGCACAAAUCUUAAACUGGUGUAUACACACAAUGGAUUUUGGUUGUAUUUUGUCUUUGUUUAUUUUUGAUCUGUGCACUUGGAUUUUUUAAAACUUGCUGUUUGCUUAUGGUGUAUUUUAAGCAAUAUUCAUUCCUCGCAGAGGGUUUAUUCUCCAGUCGCCCCCGAAGGGAGAGAUGGGUCUCCACCCUAACUGCCCUGAGGUAGAGGGCAUCUGUCCAGCACUGGCUUCCCCCAAUUCACGGUAGUUUGGAUGUGAAUCGUACUGACGAGUGGCAGAUUAAAUGUGCGGGUCAGUGUCAUUACAAGACCACAAGACGUAGAAGCAGAAUUAGGCCAUUUGGCCUGUCGAGUCUGCUGCACCAUUCCGUCAUGGCUGAUUAAUUACCCCACUCAACUCCAUUCUCCUGCCUUCUCCCCAUAACCUUUGCUGCCUUGACUAAUGGCAAUCAUUGUUGACUGGGAGAGUCAGUAGCUGAAUGCAGAGAGCUCUCAGCCCCAAGACGAUGGAAAUGUCUAACCUAACUUUGGUGAGACCUGUGUUCCUGUACUAUGUGCACAGACACCUGCCCUGGCGUCAUUCAGUUAAAGAUCCCCAUAUCGUUGCUUGAAAUUGCCUGCAGGGGGUGUGGGAACCAGAGAAAUCAUGGUGUUUAUAUAAUCUACUAUACCUCUUAACUCCAGUGCAGUGAACAGGACAAUAGCUACACCACCACGUAAUGUAUAGUUAGCCCUGUGCUGGGUGUUCUCUUAACGAAAGGGCUGAGCUAUUUUGCGAUGUAAAUCUUUGGGGUGGGGGUGAUAUGGGGAGUGGGAGGCAGUUGUAACAAUGUACAGACACCCACACAUUGAAUUGGCCUCUGAAACCAUCUUCCAGGGAAGGACUCCAACAGAAAACUCUCCCAGGGAGAUACACGUGAUGGAGACUUGUUAUUAUAGGGAGAGUUCAUCCACGAAAUGACUGGGUUCCCAAUGUAAAGAUGCAUCUCCCCCACUACACUUGACUGAGAUUCCCAGCGGUUGUAAAGAUACAUCUCCCUGGGAGAGAAAGAGGUGGAGAUACUCAGCUAUGUACAGAUAAGUCUCCUUGAAAGAGGGGAAACUGAGAGAUCCCAGUGUGCACAGAUAUGUUGUUGUAAAUUGGGCAAAUAUUGUUCUAUUUUGAGGACACCUUUUGUAACCAUUUGGUUAAUCUUUCUUGCUCUUUAUUGUCUGGCCGAAGAGUCAGAGUUUAAUAAAGCUUUGAUCUUUGAUGUUUCCUUCCCCGUCUUUUAUUUUUGUUUGUGUCGAGGAACAGUUUUUGUGAAAGGUACUCUCAAUAGUCUGUGACCGUUUACAGUCCAAGCCCUCUGUCAUCAGCCUCUUCCUGACCAGUCCUGCAAUGGGUGCAACGGUAGGUUUGUAGAUAGGGCAAUACUAUUACCGCUAGGGACACAGCGGAGUUCAUUUAUGACAUUCUCUAAGGAGUCAAUGUGCGUCCUCCCUGUGGAACGUGUGGUUUUUCCUCGGGUGUUCCGGUUUCCUCCCACGGUCCAAAGACAUACCGGGCAGUUUAAUUGGUCAUUGUAAAUUGUCCUGUGAUUGGUUAGGGUUAAGGCCAUAAGACGUUGGGCUGAAUGGACUAAUUCUGCUCCUUUGAGUCUUUGCCGCCAUUGCACCUUUUAUCUCUCUCAACCCCAUUUUCCUGUUUUCUCCCCAUAACUUUGACCCCCUGAAUAUCAACAACCUAUCAAUCGCUGCUUUAAAUGCACCCAAUGAUUUGGAUUCACAGCCGUCUGUGGCAAUGAAUUGCACAGAGUCACUACCCUCUGGCUAAAGAAAUUCCUCUUCAACUCUGCUCUGAAAUGGACAUCCCUCUAUUCUGAUGCUGUGCUCUCUGGUCCUGGACUCACUCACGAUAGAAAACAUUUCCCCACAUCCACUCUGUAUAGAGCAUUCAAUAUUCAAUAUGAUUCAAUUAGAUCCAGUGUCAUCAAACAUUAGUGGCAUGUUAACCCUUUCAUUUCCAGAAUCAUUCUCAUGAACUUCCUCUGGACUCUGUUCAAUGCCAGUACAUCCCUUUUAGAUAAGGGGCCCAAACCGGUACAGGUGACCCCUGUUUCCAUCCAGGGGGUCAGUGUGGACAUGGUGGAGGAUUACAAAUACCUGGGGAUACGAAUUGACAAUAAAUUGGACUGGUCAAAGAACACUGAGGCUGUCUACAAGAAGGGUCAGAACCGUCUCUAUUUCCUGAGGAGACUGAGGUCCUUUAAUACCUGCCGGACGAUGCAGAGGAUGUUCUACGAGUCUGUGGUGGCCAGUGCGAUCAUGUUUGCUGUUGUGUGCUGGGGCAGCAGGCUGAGGGUGGCAGACACCAACAGAAUCAACAAACUCAUUUGUAAGGCCAGUGAUGUUGUGGGGAUGGAACUGGACUCUCUGAGAGUGGUGUCUGAAAAAAGGAUGCUGUCUAAGUUGCAUGCCAUCUUGGUCAAUGUCUCCCAUCCACUACAUAAUGUGCUGGGUGGGCACAGGAGUACAUUCAGCCAGAGACUCAUUCCACCGAGAUGCAGCACUGAGCAUCAGAGGAAGUCAUUCCUGCCUGUGGCCAUCAAACUUUACAACUCCUCCCUUGGCGGGUCAGACACCCUGAGCCAGUAGGCUGGUCCUGGACUUAAUUCAUAAUUUAUUGGCAUAAUUUACAUAUUACUAUUUAACUAUUUAUGGUUCUAUUACUAGUUAUUAUUUAUGGAGCGACUGUAACGAAAACCAGUUUCCCCCGGGAUUAAUAAAGUAUGACUAAAUAACUAAAUAACUAAACCUGCACACAGUAUUCCAAGUGCAGUCUGAUCAGUGCCUUAUAAAGCCUCAGCAUUACAUCCUUGUUUUUAUAUUCAUUUUCGUCUUGAAAUGAAUGCUAACAUCGCAUUUGUCUUCCUCACCACCAACUCAACCUGCAAGUUAACCUAUAAGGAACCCUGCACAAGAACUUCCAUGCUCCUUUGCAUCUCCGAUUUUUAAAUUUUCUUCCAUUUAGAAAAUGGGAACCUUUAUUCCUUCUACCAAGGUGAAUGACCCUUACAUUAUAUUCCAUUUGCCACUUCUCUGCCUGUUCAUCCAAUAUACCCAAGUCCUUCUGCAGACUCCCUUUCUGAACACUAUUUGCCCCUCCACCUGUCUUUGUAUUGUCUGCAAACAUAUCUACAAAGCCAUCAAUUCUGUCAUCCAACAGCAACCUCUGCAGAACACUGCUAGACACUGGCGACCAACCAGAAACGGUUCCCUUUGUCUCCUUCAAUCAGCCAAUGCUGUAUCCAUACCAGUAACUUUCCUGUAAUACCAUGGGCUCUUAUCUUGAUAAACAGCCUCAUGUGCAGCGCUUAGUCAGAGACCAUCUGAAGAUCCAAGUACACGACAUCUUUUGUCUAUCCUGCUUGCUAUUUCUUUGAAGAAUUCUAACUGAUUUGUCAGGGAAGAUUUUCCCUUGAGGAAAC